Messenger RNA from Caenorhabditis remanei, 1914 nucleotides. RefSeq lists its product as uncharacterized. Gene Ontology annotation, molecular function: glycerophospholipase activity. Gene Ontology annotation, biological process: phospholipid metabolic process. Bases 1 to 1914 code for a protein of 637 amino acids. The transcript has 12 exons. NCBI's taxonomy places the organism in Eukaryota, Metazoa, Nematoda, Chromadorea, Rhabditida, Rhabditidae. The record is from RefSeq and is a predicted model, not a curated record.
AUGAAUGAGAUUAGUUUGGUAGCUGAGAAAUUCUACGACGUGUUGGACGAUCAGUUGUUAGAAAGUAUGAGAGACGAAAAGUUGCUUGGUAAAAUUGGAGCACCUACUGAUGAUACCAUUGUUAGUAGAAAACAAUCGGCCAGUGACCUGCAAUCGCGUCUCAAAACCAGAAAGCUGCUUGGUGUCGGAGAGUUGGCUGGCGAUAAUGGUGACGUCUAUAAGUCAAAAAUCUCUCAACUACUUGGUAUCAACGAAUCCUUGUAUGUCCGCCUACCACGCGGGAUGUUUGUCUGGAACACAUUGAAUUCUCUCUAUUUCUUGUUGGCUGGCACAAUUUGUCUCUUCCUCCCACGUCUCGGGAUAUAUCUUGAUCAUGGCAUCGACACAAUUCCAACCGAAGCUGUCGUCAUUAUUCGUUACUAUGGUGUCACAUUAGUCUCAUUUGGACUACUGUUCAAAUUCAUCCUCCAACAACGUGAGACUCGAGCUGAUAUUGCUCUUCUUCUUCUUGUCACCGCUGUUUUCCAUAUUAUUGUUCUGAUCGCCACGGACUACGACCAGUAUGAUUAUGAAUGGCUGACUGCCAAACCUUUACCAAAUGUGGCAGUAACUACAUCUACCAGUGCACCAGAUGACGAUGAUGUCAUUGUCGAUCAGUUAGACAAUCGUAAAGCUGUCAACAGUGAGAUUUCAGGUGGAUUCUCUAAUGAGAAAAGUUUUAGAUGCCCACAUGCCAAACCUAUGUUGCAUACGGGCGAAUCUGUUGCUCAGCUCUCACCAGAGGAUAUUCAAAUUGUGGGCGCAAUGGGAGACUCAUUAGCUUCUGGUCGUGGUUUAUGGCCAUUCACUGAUGUCGAGUUUCGUGGUGCAGCUUUCCCGAUUGGUGGAGAUGCUAAUAUGGACGGAUUAGUAACGCUACCAAACAUUCUUAGUCAGUUUGUACCAAAUUUGGAGGGAAUCUCACAUGGAAUGGGUUCAAAAACAGCUUUACCAGAUUAUCAGUUCAAUGUUGCUGAGAUUGGAGCAGAAACCGAAGAUCUCCCGCAACAAGCUUUGGAGUUAGUACACAGAAUGCAACGUUAUGUCGGAAGGUCUUUAAAAAACAAAUGGGCACUCAUUACAAUUGUGACUGGUUCCGAAGAGUUUUGCGAGAAAUGUGAGCCACCAAGUCGUACAUCAAUCCGAAGGGCACUUGGUGUAUUAAGAAGAGGGUUGCCACGCGCACUUAUUGUGUUAUUAGGUCCAGUUCAUGUCGCAUCCACAUACCGCCAGAAUAUUAAUCUGAUGCGUCCUCGAUGUAAAUGUUUGGAGAAAAUGACUGGCAGCAAUUAUAGGAAGUUGUUUGACGUAUGGAAGAGAUAUUUUGUUGAAUUGGAGACAGAGUUUAACACGGACAACGGAACUUUUGGAGUACUUUCAAUCCCAUCUCUAGCGAUUCACUCUCGCAACCCACAAUCUCUUCUUGUGCCUGGAAAACCCUUAUUAAAUAGAAAAGGUCAUUCAUAUGCCGCAAAGUGGUUAUGGAAUCGUCUAAUCGCUGGCCCAAACUACAAUAUUUCGUUGAUUGCUCUUUCCGAGGACACCUAUUAUUGUCCUUCUCUAGGAUGUCCUUAUAUCAGAACCGUGCAAAACUUCAAGAUGUGCACUAUUACGACGGAAGACGAAUGGCAAAAGCAAAAUGCUUUAUUGAAAGAACAGAAGACGGGGAAACAAACGAGACAAGAAGUUAUUCGCACAAAUCUCGUUGGUGUCAUUUCCGCUAUACUUGGAUUGUCAAUCAUAAGUGUUGCGAUAUUCGGAACAUAUUUCUACUGUCAUGGAAUGAAAGCCACGAAAGGAAGAUUCGACUAUGGACAGACGGUCGCAGAACUUGAAAAUGAACUCCAACAACAACAACAACAGGAAGAAAAAUAA